AUGGCGUCGGACCGGCUCGAGAGGCACAGAGUGGGCACCCUUUGCUCCCUGUACCUGAUUGAGCAAUACAUCGAUCGUGAGGCGGAGGAGAGGCUGUUGCGAGAUAUCAGGGCCAGCAAGCAGCAGUGGAAGGCCGUGUCCGGACGCAAGCUGCAGAACCUGGGAGGGAUGGUGCACAAAAAGGGACUGGUCCCGGCACCGAUGCCCAGCUGGUGCACGCCGCUGCUGGCCCGGCUGGCAUCCGAGGGUGUCUACGGUGGACAGCUACCUAAUCACGUGCUUGUGAACGCCUACCAGCCUGGGGAGGGUAUUUUACCCCACGAAGAUGGCCCGCUAUAUUACCCAGCAGUGGCGAUCCUGAGCCUGGCGGCCCCUGCAGUGGUGCGCUUUGUGCGCAAGCGUAGCGCGGCAGAGGCGCAUGCAGAACCGCACCAAUUCAGCCAUCAGCUGGUAGCGUCUGUGGUCUGCCAGCCCCGCAGCCUGCUCAUCUUCAGAGACGAAGCUUACUCGGACUGUUUGCACGGCAUUCUGGAGGCGGAGGUGGAGAGCAUAGAUGCUAGCGUGGUCAAUGCACAGCAGGCGGGGUUGGCAAUCGGGCAGGAUCUGCCGCGGGGUGGGGAGCGGAUAUCGCUGACCGUGCGCCGAGUCCUGCACACUUACAGCUUGGACAUCCGGCUGUAG
This is a messenger RNA of Chlorella variabilis, 681 nucleotides long. RefSeq lists its product as hypothetical. The transcript is spliced from 4 exons. NCBI's taxonomy places the organism in Eukaryota, Viridiplantae, Chlorophyta, Trebouxiophyceae, Chlorellales, Chlorellaceae. The record is from RefSeq and is a predicted model, not a curated record. The coding region runs from base 1 to 681 and encodes 226 amino acids.